GGAAUAUUUACUUCCUGACGCGUAGCUAAUUUGCUCGCAAUGCGUCAUCGUUUAGGUCACCAACCCUCAAGAAUAAGUAGGUGUCCUACCAUGAUUGCACAAGAUUCAGAUACAUCCACUCUCGUACAACACAAGCAUCGACUUCAUACCGCAUUUCAGUCCACAACCCAACGGUCCAGGCCAAGCCAGAGCUCAACGACAAAAACCCCUUCUCAAUACAGCCUCUCGAGGGAAUUCGUGUGCCCAAACUUGCUCCAACCCCACCAUUCGAAACGGUCCAGAACUCAAUCGAUCUGCACCUCCCUGUGCCACACCUACACAACCUUGCAAACGUUAACUUAUUGUAAUGAGGACGUGCUGGGCUGGGUAUUUAUAUCUGACAUCUGUUCUCUGCUGCGUGAAACAUUUUGGUCAGUCGUUUCCGACAUUUCCGUGCUUCUCCAUCCAUCUAUCUACUCCGCGGGUAACUUGACUUUUUACAUCACAAUGUUACUCUCCAUCCACGAUACUACCCAUAUACUACCGAUUAAACUAACUAUUCGAACAUCAAACUCAACACGCUAGCAGAAGCAAGAGUCGAAAAUAUGAAUACAGCCUGAAUCGAGAGGUCAGGUGGUGUGCGAAGCUUCACUGGACAAUGCCCGCAUGCCCAUGAAAUGGAUUUCAGUAACUCGGCACCUUGGGACCACGAGGAAAACGAAAAGGUUGCAUGCUGGGCCAGGGCUGGCACCCAAAUGACAAUGAUAUUAUCGCAGGUAUCAAAACUUAUUCAUCAGACGUUCCAAACACACCGGAAACAAAUCCACGAACGCGCCGUUUCUGCCAAUGCCAGGGACAACUAUCUGCCUUCUGUAUCUCUGCUAGAUGUCUUUGUUCGUCAAGGGAUCCGGGCUCAAUGCGUCUCCCCGAUCAUAAAUGCGAAAUAUACGACAAGAAAAUCCUUCUUCCAUGACGGCCAACACCAAGAAGCCAUCAGUGUUAGAAUACCCAUACUGUCUCGCUCCGAACGCCAUACUCCUCAUGAUGUAGCGUCACGCGUACAUCGGGCACAUAUCACUAUAUCGGUGGCUCAAACGUAGGUGCGCUGGCGCUUUUCUGGCGGGCUUUGGCCAUCCAUUCGCCCUUGGCUGGUUUGUGAGAUGCUUGUUGGGAAACUAGCUCGGCUCGCGCUGGUGGGCGUCAGGCCGUACUGGUUUGCGCCAUUUACCAUGCCAUAGCCCUGGUCCAUCCCUGCGGUCAUGGGAGACUGCUGCGGCAUCUGUCCCGGGGACCAAGUGGCGCCAGUCGCCGGCGGCGUGGGCGUCGUCUCGAACUUGAAAGUUGUUCCGCCGGGAGUGUUCAGGUUGCUCGGCGGGUUCAUGUAACCUGCGCCACCAACUACAUAACCUGAGCCUGACUCUUGUUGAGUCGAAGGGUCAUAACCUUUGAGGAGAUAGCUCAAGUGAUUUUCGACGAUCUUCUGCAUUCCGCUCUUGGUGAAUGGCUUAGCCAGAACUCCGUUCAUACCUAGUCAUGCAAGAUUAGUUCCCAUGUUCGUUCACGACUCCUGCUACGACUAGCGCUUACCGUGUUCAAAAUAGCAGUGGACCUCGUCGGAUCGGAUAUUCGACGUCAUAGCAACAAUGGGAAUGGCAGGGCAGUCUUGCCGGAUAUACAUAGUUGUCGAGACACCAUCCAGCUUGGGCAUUAUGAUGUCCAUGAAGAUCAUGUCGAAAUGAUCACGGGCAACACUAGUGAUACGGCUAUAUGCGUCUGCUCCGUUUUGCUAAUCAAUGGUCAGUCAGGUGGCCCAAUAGGGUUGUUGGGAAAAUCACAUACAGCAUGCUCGACUUCACAGCCCAUCGACUUGAGAAACUUGAUGCCAAUCUUGGCACAAGUCGGAUCAUCUUCAACAAGGAAAAUCCUGGGUUUUCGUGACGCCCAAGUGAGGGCUGAGUUGGUCGACGAGUUAGAGUUUGCGUGUGUUUGGAUGUUGAUGGGCUGGGGAGCAGGAACCUCCUGCAUGGCGUUGGCGCUGGACUCAUUCGGCAUCGCAUAAGGGAUCUUGUGGAUGUGAUCCGAGUGGAAAGGAUCGAUGCCGACGGUUUGACCCACCGGGUACACGGGGUAGCGGUUGAUGUCGUUCAUUGGAUCAUGCAUCAUAGGCAUUGAAGCUUGUGGGAUGACAACUGCGGAGUCUGCCGGAGAUCCAUAUACGCCCUGAAGACGUUCCAGCUCUCGGUCGGCAAUUUGAUCAGGCGUCACGCUAGACAGAAGCUCACGAGCCCGUCGCAGUUCUGGUGCCGAAUCGUCACUGCCAUCCAGAGGAGAUGUUCCGACGUUGAGGUGCAUGCCCUGUUGAUGGCGGUUGCCUGAAGGUGAGAGGAAAUUAAGCAUUUCGUGCUGUGAUUGCUUUUGCGCAUUGAGCAUUUUUUGCAGAGUCAGAACCUCGUUCACAAGAAGUCGAUUGGUUUGAGACACUUCGGUGAAAAGCUCCUGGAGUUGUUGCACUUGCUGCUGGGUAGCUGUCAGUUGUUCAGUCAUGACGCUGAUGUGAUGACUGGUUGUGAAGUCCUCUGUGGCUUGUGUCCUCCUGGGUGCUGGGGCCUUUCGACGAAUAUUAUCGAGAUCAUCCUUGCUGCCCACCCUGAAAUUGGGAUGCUUGAACUCAAGUGUCUAACCUUUUGGUCAUUAUUGGCUUCAACAUCUAAUGGUCAGGUAAACUCACAUUGGCGCCAUUGGCCGCAGAUCCACUGUCAUUUGUUUGUCGCACUUUAUGAAAAUCGUACUUGUUCAAUUGUCGGACAAAACUGGCCAUGUUGCUGUGUUUGAAGUGCUUAGGCAGGAUUGAACGUGUAAAUUUUUCAUUCUAGCGCUGUUAGUAUUUGAUGAUUGUAGUCAAUUUCAGCUCAAGCCUACCUCAACAACAACGAACGUAUCGCCAUCUUUUCCCCAUCGUGCAACAUCUUGAUGCGCUGGAUCUUCGAGCAUCCUUGAAUUUGUUAGCAUUGCAUACACAGGCAGCUACAAGUAGCCAUACCGAUAAAGCUUGCGAACCUAUCAGAGGUGUUAGUUGUGAUGUAAUCAGCCACUGUUGUCUUGUCGACUUACAAACUCGCUGGCAUUGCUGCCACCAACCCCGGGGGUUGAGGUUCCGUCACCAGACAUGUUAUGCGUUUAUAUAUUGAGUGCCUUUGCUACUAUAGGUUUUGCUUCGAGAUGAUUUCGCCGUCGGUCUGCUAUUAGAACAAUACGGAUUGUUCAAGAGUCGAUUCGACGGAUAGCGGAUGGAAGAGGCGUUUAACCGGGCCGAGUCGCCGUUGAUCGUUGUCGAACCUUAGGUAACGAUAAGUCAAAAAAGAACGGUUCUGGUUCUUUUGAACAGUGGAUGAAUGGUUUUCGAUGCGCCGAGGUAAGAUGAUAACGAAUGGCGUAAGGGCUAGAUGCAAACUCGAGAGCUGGACGCGCGUUGAUGUUCAGUCGUAACCAGCAGGUCCAGGGGCUAGAAAGCUCUGCGGGCUAGAGUGCUCCAGAUUGGAUAAAAGGGCCUUCGCAGGGAGAUCGAGGGCGACGAUGCGAUAGAUGAGGGCCGUCGCAAUUGCAAGACCAAGGGGCUGAAAAUGGAGGGAAUGAGGAACGGGAAACGGGGACAGGGCCUGAGUUGUAUCUCAAGACAAAGUUGGGAGGCCGUGUGAGCGGGAGUGGGCACAGGCGUGGGUGGAACGGAAUAGCCUGAGCCUGCUUUUGUCUCUGAACUCGAGUGGCUUGGCUUUGGCGGGGGGUCGUAGUGACUUACCUCUUGGCCCGGAGAUGUGAAUAUUGCCAGGUAUUCAGUACCUAGCGCAGCUUGCUCAACACGCCCUGUUCCGAGAGCAGAUGGCACUUCCCACUUAGGCUGGGGCAGGGGGAUCUGUGCUUUUGCUGGUACUGGUGCUGAUGCUGAUGUCGCUGCUGAUGCUCUGAGCAAGGCGAAAGAGAAAAGCUUGAGCCGGAGUGGGCUUUUCCAGCCAAGGUUGGUUUAGCCUCAACCAAGAUCGCGGUGGGAAUGAAGCGCUAUUGCGCGAACAAGUCUGGCGGCCGUCCCUGUGGGGUGUCCCCUUGUGUCUAUCCAAAGCUUUUUGGUCCUUCACAGCAGUCCAUGACCCUUGGUUGGCUGCCCAGUUGUACUGGAGAUCGUCCCCAAAUUCGACUGUGUGGAGGUGAUCAUGGCGCACCGUGGCCACUAUGUGACCUAAGCUCUGUUUGGAAGAUCGUUAGCUGGUGAAGAAGUGACAAAAAAACCAUCCAGCUGUUGAGAUAUCCAUUCUACUACUGUCCUGGCUUCGGCGCCAUGUUGAUCGUUUUCGCGCCGUAUGUACGGAAGACAGGGCAUCCACUAUAAACACGAAGCCGGUCACGACGAGACAUUUGCUGCAAGAAUGACGAGUCCGUCAGAUUUGUGUUCCUCUUUCUUUAGCCCCAUUGUUUCCGUCACUGCUGACUUGGUUAUGUCAGGAAGGCUGUUGGAGCUGUCCCGUGUCUUGGUUCCAUUUGUAAAGCCAUGCCGUGUUGCGCCAUGCAGGGAGGCGGAUGCAGGUAGUGUUAUUCAAGACUUGGGCAACCGACCACAGAGGUAAAGAAUUCUUUACUUAAUGUUGCAAUCGACACCUAGCCAGCUUUGUGUCCA
Messenger RNA from Fusarium odoratissimum NRRL 54006, 4645 nucleotides. RefSeq lists its product as uncharacterized. The transcript has 2 exons. The coding region runs from base 40 to 564 and encodes 174 amino acids. The record is from RefSeq and is a predicted model, not a curated record. Lineage: Eukaryota; Fungi; Ascomycota; Sordariomycetes; Hypocreales; Nectriaceae.